Messenger RNA from Cylas formicarius (sweet potato weevil), 3061 nucleotides. Its product is annotated as DNA excision repair protein ERCC-6-like. The record is from RefSeq and is a predicted model, not a curated record. The transcript is spliced from 13 exons. The coding region runs from base 82 to 3015 and encodes 977 amino acids. Gene Ontology annotation, cellular component: nucleus. Lineage: Eukaryota; Metazoa; Arthropoda; Insecta; Coleoptera; Brentidae. Gene Ontology annotation, molecular function: ATP-dependent chromatin remodeler activity; ATP binding. Gene Ontology annotation, biological process: transcription-coupled nucleotide-excision repair.
CAUUCUGAGCUUUAAAUUGAUAUAGGUUAUUUAUUUAUGUUCUUUAACUAAUUUAAUAAAAAAACGUCAUAUUAUUCCUUCAUGAUUAUUUUGAAAAUUCCGAAAAUGUUUGCCGAAAAUUCAAAAACAUUUACAGCUUCAGAUAUGAAUGAAAUUGAAGAAUUAAAAAAUGAUCAGGGUAUUCAGGUAUGGGGCCAAAGUCAGGAGUCGCUGGAAAAUCAAGCUGCUCUAGAGCUGGCGUUGAUUACGAAAGAAUCGAGUCAUGAAUUCUCAGAUGCGCCCAAUACAUGCCACAAAAAAUUGAAUGUCAGUAUCAGUACACAAGCUGAAGCUCCUUUAGAAUCCCAAACCGUCGAACUCCAGCACUCCAUUUCAGAGCACGACGAUGAUUUUGAAGAGCAUUAUUCAGCUGCCGAUAAUAAUUCUGGCAGUGAAUAUGUCCCUUCAGCAGACGACACUUCAGAUCAUGACAGUUCAAAAAGGAAACCAAAACGACCAAGCAAAAAAUCUUCAGUUAACAAGAGUGCAGGUUUAAAAAAAAGUAAAUCCCCACUAAAAAAACCCAUUGCAAAGUACAAAGACGACGCAUUGGUGAAAAAUUACAAAGCGAGGCUUGACAAGUAUUAUAAAAAACUAGAGGAGCAACAAACACUUGAUGACCUUGAAGACGAGUCAGAUGUUGCCCUUAGUGGUGGCCUGAAAGUGCACAGAGAACUUUGGGAAAGACUCUAUGGUUACCAGCAGGACGGUGUCGAAUGGUUGUGGGAUAUACAUCAGAAAUCCGUUGGUGGUUUGUUAGGUGAUGAGAUGGGCUUAGGCAAAACAGUUCAAGUGAUUGUCUUCCUGCAUUCACUGCAGUACAGCAGGAUUAUUUCGAGCCACUGCAGGUAUAAUGGCUUAGGGCCCACAAUGAUUGUUUGCCCAGCUACAAUUAUCCAUCAGUGGGUGAAACAUUUUCACGAAUGGGCACCGGAAUUUAGAGUCGCUGUUCUUCAUCAAUCCGGCACCCAUCAAGGGAACAAAACGGCCUUCAUAAAAGACAUGAAUCAAUCGAAAGGAGUGAUAAUAACCACUUAUGCUGGUCUCCUUAAGUACAAGGGAAACUUUGCGGAGUACAACUGGCAUUAUCUCAUCCUCGAUGAGGGUCACAAGGUAAGAAACCCAUCAGCCAAGGUGACGGUAGCGGCGAAAGGAUUAAGGACGCCACACCGUAUCAUGUUAACGGGAAGUCCAAUGCAGAACAACUUGGUGGAACUAUGGAGUUUAUUCGAUUUUACUAACCCAGGGAUACUUGGCGAUUUGGCCACCUUCCAGGAACACUUUAUAAGCCCGAUUUUGAAGGGUGGUUUCGCUAACUCCAGCUCGAUGCAGGAGGCGACCGCUCUGUCAGUUGCAUCCACUCUGAAAAACAUAAUCUCACCAUACCUGCUGCGGAGAUCAAAAAACGACGUGCAAAACUACCUCCAACUCCCCAACAAGAGCGAGCAAGUUUUAUUUUGCACUUUAACUGACGAUCAAAAGGACCUGUACAAGAAUUAUUUGCUGGGAGAGAGGGUGAGCUCCAUCAUCGACAAAGGUUCAAGAACUUGGCGCAGCGAGAACGCUUUAAGGGCAAACAUGCUGGUCGCCAUAACCGCAUUACGAAAGUUAUGCAACCACCCGGAUUUGUUUCUUUUCGACGAAAACGAAGCUAAAAACGACGACGCGGACCUGCCGGACAGUUUCGGAUAUUACAAAAAAUCGGGUAAAAUGGUCGUUGUGUCUGCGCUGUUAAAAAUUUGGAAACGUCAACGUCACAGGGUGUUGCUUUUCUCGCAAGGCCGAUCUAUGAUAAAGAUUUUCGAACAGUUCCUCGUCCAACACCACUAUACAUACCUGAAGAUGGACGGAUCGACCAGCGUCGCCUCGCGUCAGGGAUUAAUCGACAAGUUUAACCAGGAUUCGAGCUACGACGUGUUCCUGCUGACUACCAGAGUGGGCGGUCUGGGAGUUAACUUAACAGGCGCCGAUAGGGUUAUCAUUUAUGACCCGGAUUGGAAUCCGGCGACAGACACGCAGGCGCGAGAACGCGCCUGGCGGAUCGGGCAGGAUAAGUCGGUGACCAUCUACAGGCUUCUGUCUGCCGGUACCAUAGAAGAAAAGAUGUACCAGAGGCAGGUGUGGAAGCAACUGUUAAGCAAUAAAAUAUUAAUCGACCCAAGCACUAACAAGUUCUUCAAGUCGUCGGAUUUGUUUGAUCUAUUUUCGCUGCCCUCGGAUCCGAAACCGGAGACGACCAAUAUAUUUCAGGAGUCCAGGGUUAGGCUGCAGGAAAAAUACAAGGAAAAGCAAGAAUCGAGGGCGAAGAGGAAACUGAAAAAUCGUCAAACGGACGAAGCGUCGGGCGAGUCUAUAUUCACUGAAGAGAGGGUGGAGGCUAUGAAAGCAUUGGCUCGCCAAAUCGCCAAAGGAAUUACCGCGAAUCCUGAACCUCACACACAGAAGGCGGAGAGACUCUGUUACCUAACGGAGAAACAAAGGUUGAGAGAGUUGACACCGCCUGAACUAGUAAAAUAUAACCGGUUAAACUUCAACGAGCGCAAAGGCGAUGCUGACGAGUUGGUUGCUGGUUGCAGUUUUGAAAAAGCCUUGGAGGCAAGUGCCAAAACGUCAUUGAACCAAAAGAUCGCGAAAGAGGAACGGAAAAGAAGAAAACGUUUGAAGAAAGCGAGCGUAGGACCCGAAGCGAAAAGAAAGAAGACCGUAGACACGUCUGGUAAGAUUGAUGGUGUGGAUGUGACGGGUUUGGUGAAGCGUGAGGUUCCAAAACGCGAGAAGAGGUCCAAGACUGGGAUGAAGUCUCAAGACUCAUACAUAUUGGAACAUUUGUUUUCAAAAAAAGGGGUUUCGGGAGCUGUAGAACAUGAAUCGGUAGUCAACCAAGGAGUUCGUAAGCAUACUUUGAAGAUACGCGAAGAGGCCGAGCGGAAGGCGUCGAAAGCAUUAGACGCGCUGAAGAAGUCUAGGUUUAAAUAGUUGUUAAUUUUUCUUAUAAUUUUUUGUAAUAUAAUUGUUGCAUUUA